UUAUAUGAUCAGUGAAAUUUCUACAAGGGUUAUAGAUAAUAGUUUUAAGAAACUUAUUACUAUUAUUGUUAUCCAAUACACAUUCAAGACUGUUGAGUUAUAAAUAUAAAAUUUAGAGAGGUAAGAAAUUUGUUCCAUUAUAUACAU
Molecule: messenger RNA, 147 nt
Organism: Nezara viridula (southern green stink bug)
Lineage: Eukaryota; Metazoa; Arthropoda; Insecta; Hemiptera; Pentatomidae
Source: the annotation of a GenBank genome assembly